Molecule: messenger RNA, 3771 nt
Organism: Ictalurus punctatus (channel catfish)
Lineage: Eukaryota; Metazoa; Chordata; Actinopteri; Siluriformes; Ictaluridae
Exons: 4
Coding region: 181-3516 (1111 amino acids)
Source: RefSeq, a predicted model, not a curated record
GUUAAUUGUGUGCACUGCUUUUUCUCAGACAGAUGAUUUGGAAGAUGAAUUGGUGAUGAUUUCCCAGUACCUUCUGUGUUAAGGGUACUUACCCCACUCCAAAGUAGCAAUGUUGCCAUGUGUAAAUGAUCUGGUAGUUACAGAACUAGAAGUCAUCCAUGAGGUUUCCAGGUAAGGAUCAUGGCAAACUCAGGGAAAGUUCUCCACUUGUAUGUGGAGGUGAGAUCUGUGGGUGAUGAAGAAGGGAAAGAGUUGAAAAAUAUGGUACAUGGGCCAGAUGUCUUCCCGCAGUCUCAGCAUGAAGCCCUGAACACUCCACGUAGCUUGGUGCCUCCAGCUGGGGAUCUACAUAAGGUGGGCAACAGUACACAGGGCCUUUUCACAAGUAAAUCUCCAUCCAGGCAUGCAGUCAGCUUACAAAUACAUCCAGGUGAAGAAGGACAGACAACCUCUCAACAUGGACAAUGUUUGCCUCAUGACAAGAUGUAUCAGUUGCUCUCUGCCCUUCAACCAGAGCUUAAAGGAGGUACAAGUACUCUUUCACAAACUCGCACUACUGAGACUGAGCCAUUCUGUGGGAGGGACUCUAGAAUUUGUGGACAUUUUACUGCCCCACCUACACCUAGUGGUGCUCGAAAGACCUACAGACAAGUGGGUGAAGGAAAACGGUCAAUUGUUACAUACAGCUAUAUAGAAAAAGCUAAUAUCAGGUCUGUGGGUGGUCAUCAUACCAUAUUGGGCCAAAAUGAGCCAGAGAAUCCAUUCAGAAAAGCUUUUAAUGAUCAAACGAUUCCCUUCCACUUCAGUGAAAAUUUCAGUGACCCAGCAGGGUUCAACAGGCAGGAAAUCUUUUGUAACGCCAACUCAAAGAAUACCCUGACAGGCUCAGUGAUCAAACCAAGGUGCACUCCCAAUUUCCAGCAUGAUAUGUUAAACUCAAUUGCAAGAAAUGCUACCCAUCGUGCUUUGGAAGAGUUUGGUUCCCCACAGCUCAGACGCCAACUGGCAACUGCCAAUCGACCUAAUAGAAAUUACGGCACUAUGCAUAGAGAACAGCAACGCUGCCAUUCAUGGUCUGGAUCUCCUGUGGUCUCGCGCAUUGCCAGAACUCUGCCUGCUAAUGCACAUCUAGUAGAUCUUGAUCAACACCGGCCUCUCUAUGGUAUUCCAAGGAACCCAGUAGCUCACAAGCUCUCUAGUGAUGCUAGACAGCCCUAUGUCAUAUCGUGCUCUACCAAUGUCCAAUCUCAAGCCAUCCCAAACCAGCAAGUGUGGAAGAGUGAUGAGACUCUUAGGCAAGGGUAUAGGCAUAGCCCAAUUUUGCCAUCCAGCAGGCCUACAGAUAUUCAACAUGAAAUUCCAAAUAAGACCAUUUCUCAACCACCACACAAGCAGAGAGUAGUUAAAAAAACAAGUCCCCGGCAAAACAACAAAGUUAAUUUUAGCCUAACCUCUUCCUCAAAUCAGCCAGCUUCCAGAGGCAACAAACUGCAUGGUGAGAAGAGUAUCUUAUCUGCGUCAAGCGCUGAAAUGACCCCUAACCUAGUAGAAAGAGCCACAAAGCCUUUGGAAGACAGGAAGUCAUAUUCCCCUACCUCAUCACUAUCAGAUACUGUGAAGUCAGACAGUACAAGGUCAGGACACCAGUCUACAGAAGAGUUUGCCCCAAGAACUUCAUCAGAGCGCAAUCUCUUUGCCCAGGACCAACACUGGGAAAAGGAGCCAGAUCAGACAAGAUAUUCUUCAGAUUGGGUUUCCCCACGUUUGUCCUACAGUGGAAGCAGAUCCCCAGCACUUUGUGCUAGUUUGCACCGAGUGGGUGUAAUUACUACCGCUGCAAUCCAAGAGCCACAACAAGAGAGAAGAGUAAUUCCAGGGAAGAACAGUCCUGUUUCAUUUCAACAUCAAUCCCCUCAUUAUACAAAAGACAACAACAUACCCAGGCAAGAAGACAGACACUAUGAUGCAAGGUAUGGCUGUGGUCUUAGAGACAGUCCAGAUAUUAUGAGACUCUGCACACAAUUUAGCACUAAUACACCAGUCAAAUCAACCUCUCAAUAUCACUCAACAGAACCACAUUUCUCAAGCGUUAGGGAAAACGCCAAUAAGGAGAACUCCUCUGGAGAUGGAGAUUCAUUAGGCAUGCCUUUAGUUAUGUUGAGCAAAGGAAGCAGAAAUGACACAACUGUUCUGAGCUCUGAAGAAAUCCAUUUCAUGGUGCCAGCACAAAAAGAGAUAAGAGUUGAAGGCCUGACAUGUGGGGAGCAGAGCAGUGCUUUAUCCCAAAGUUCCAGUGGAGUUACCGGCAGUCUGGUGGAGGUCAUUCAGCCUGAGAGAGACUCCUUUUCCCCAGUGACAUCCAGUCAGAGCAGUCGGAGAUGCAGUGGCACAGGGAACACAGCCAUACAUAUGGACAAUGGAUCAUCACUGCUAGGUCCUUCUUUGCACUCUCAAAAGAUUGCUCGUGCCAAAUGGGAGUUCCUGUUUGGGAAGCCUUUAGAAGACCACCAUGGAGUAACCGUUCCAGUCUCCUCCAUUGCACAUUGCAGUGGCUACUCCAGUGAGUCUCCUUGUGAGUUCACAGCACCUUAUUCCAGUGACAGACCAGAAUUCAAGAUCCAUGAACGUUCCAGCCGUGAUGUUCAACAGGUGGACGUGGAACCGGUCAACUCACCACUGUCUUCAGCAUUGGGCUCAUCCCCUAAGACUGGCAUCAUUAGGCGCACUAUCAAAUACUCAGAAACUGACCUGGAUGCAGUUCCCCAGCGUUGUUAUAGAGAGACAGACAUUGACGAAGUUAUACUAGCUGAGCAGGAGGAAAUGGACUCAGCAUUCAGCAGCAACCGUAGUGUACUGGCUACCUCUGGCACCAGCAGUGGCAGUCCUUUUGAGCGACUGUUCUGUUCGCAGACAAGUGAGGAAGAGGAACAGCUGCAGGAUGAAGAGAUGGUGAGCUGGGCAAGUGUGAGGAUGCAUUGUGACAGGAAGAGACAGCAAGCUGUGCAGGAGGGAGAUGAGGUGUUCAGCUGCUUGAUUGAAAGUUCCCAGAACUGCCUAUUGGACAGCCAUACUGCUCUAAAGUCUCCCAUAACUGUGGAAAGUCCUAGCAGGAUCUCCACAGAUGGCCUUGACUCUUUCAGCCGUCACUUUGAGAGCAUUAUGGAAUCUCACCGGGCCAAAGGCACCUCUUACAGCAGCCUGGACAGUGUAGACAUGGCCUCCAGUGGCCCAACCAUCUUUACCUUCGACCUCCCAACAUUGACCCCUGAGAUACAGAGCCAGAUUUGUAAGAGUGCCAAGCAAAUCAUAGAUUUGAGCUUUGCUCCCCUAAGACAGCCUGACACUCCUAGCCUUUUGACCCCUAGCACUUCUGAAGCGUUGGCUGGAACAGACAAGUGCAUGUCAGAAGAGGAGAGUGAGUUAACGGACAGUGUCCCCACUGAGAACCACAUUUCAUCUAAGUCUAACAUAGCGAUGACACAAAGGUCAGUGAGAAACUGGAGUGCAGUUUACUAAGCAUGGUAAAUCUUUUAUAAGAACAUUGGUGUCAUUUAUGUGCAGGAGCAAUGCAUUGUCUCAGUUUAUGAACUGUGUACAUCCCAAAUGCUCUUGAAUGAGUUUAUGACUUUGAUAUGCAUUUUCCACAUUAAUGAUUCAAAGUAGAGACGGUAGUCCAGAUGUAUGCACUGGCAUACACCGUUAUAACAGUUUUGUGUGUGUGUCAAAAGGACAUUUGUUUGAACACAGCAUUUAUUGCUUCUGUAAUUUGCU